Molecule: messenger RNA, 795 nt
Organism: Physella acuta
Lineage: Eukaryota; Metazoa; Mollusca; Gastropoda; Physidae
Product: ankyrin-1
Molecular function (GO): protein binding
Source: RefSeq, a predicted model, not a curated record
AUGCCGUCUCAGACUAACUCCCCUCAACAUGACAAGUUGCUGCGUCAAAACACGACCAAGAUGGACAAGAACUUGAUACACAAGAUACUAAUGCAGGCCAUCAGAGAAGGGAGCGUUGGUGAGCUAAGAGAGGUUCUAGAAAAACAUCCGGACCCUAAGAAGCUGGUGCACCACCUUGAUGAGACGGGUGUCACCGCCCUGCACCUUGCCGCCAGGUACAACAGAACAGAAGCUGUAGAGGUUCUCGUGGGGUACGGCGCAGACGUCAGCAUACUGAACGCUAAGAAAAACACCGCUCUGCAAAUAGCGUGUCGUCACCGCGGCUAUGACGUAAUCAAAGUGUUGCUCAAGUACGGUGCUGACCAGCACACCAACGUGUCACUGGACGGAAAUGUGCUGCACACGAUAGCCAUGCACUCCACGGCCCAAGCCGCACAGCUGUUGUUUGACGUGCACCCACCGCCAAUUCACUCAAAGUCAUUUUCGGGGUUCACUCCCCUGCACAGUGCAGCUGAAUUCGGGAAUGACGAGAUGUGUGUUUGGUUGCUUCACCGCGGCGCAAACCCAAGAGCCAGGUGCGCGCGCAUGAUGACCCCUUUAAUGCUAGCAUCGGAACAAGGCCAUACAAGAGUGAUACAGAUCUUGUGCCAAGCUGUUGAACACACCGAGCGCUCCGUUGUCAUGGAGAUGUUGAAUGAUGUUGAUGACGAAGGAAUGAGUGCGCUUCACUAUGCUGUUCGACAUAAUCGAUAUCAGGUAAAUCUAAAUAAUUGCAUUGAUUUUUUUCUAAAAUAA